Harpia harpyja (harpy eagle) is the source of this 3249-nucleotide messenger RNA. RefSeq names its product tripartite motif containing 41 (gene TRIM41). The coding region runs from base 225 to 2153 and encodes 642 amino acids. Gene Ontology annotation, molecular function: protein binding; zinc ion binding. The record is from RefSeq and is a predicted model, not a curated record. The transcript is spliced from 6 exons. NCBI's taxonomy places the organism in Eukaryota, Metazoa, Chordata, Aves, Accipitriformes, Accipitridae.
GGGGGACGGGGGUGGGGGUAGAGCAGUGCCCGGCCCUGGAGGUGGAGGCCGGGGGGGGGGGGGGGAGAGGAAGCGACACCCCAAAGCUUUGGUGGUACCUGGGUGGGGACCGGCCACCCUUCUGGGUUGGAGCUGGUGCCCACCCCCGCGUAGGGAGCAGCCGGGGGUCGACAGGGAGCUCAGGGCCCCGUGAGGAAGAGGAGAAUCUCUCGGCUUCCUCCUCCAUGGCGGCCACAGCGGUUAUAGGCGAUGGGGUCCCUUCGGGGGGCUCCAGCGGGCGGCUGAACCCGGUGGAGACGCUGCAGGAGGAAGCUAUUUGUGCCAUCUGCUUGGACUAUUUCGUGGACCCCGUUUCCAUCGGUUGCGGGCACAAUUUCUGCCGCGUCUGCAUCUCGCAGCUGUGGGGCGGCGAAGCCGAGUACGAGGUGGCCCCGGGGGCCGCGGCGGUGGGCGGCGGAGAGGUGGGGAUGGGCGACGUGCUGGAAGAGGAUCUGGAGGAUGAGGAGGAUGAGCUGGAUGAGGACGAGCUGGAUGUGGAGCAGGAGGAGGAGGAGGAGGACGGCGGUGCGGAGGAGGAGGAAGACGACAUGUGGAGCGAGGAAGAAGACGACACCGACCUGUGGGAAGAUCCCGUGGAGGAGGACAUGUGGGACGGUGGGGUUGGGGGAGAGCUUUACUUUGGGGACGAGGACUAUGACGAGGAUGUGAUGGAGGAAGAAGACGUGGAGGAAGAGGAGGAGGUGGAAGAGGAGGAAGAAGAGGUGCAAACGCCUCCUCCCCCUGUCCUGGCCACGCGGCCUCGACGCCUCCAGACCUUCACCUGCCCGCAAUGCCGAAAAACCUUUUUCCAGAGGAAUUUCCGACCCAACCUUCAGCUGGCCAACAUGGUGCAAAUCAUCCGCCAGCUGCACCCGCACCCCCAGCGCCUCGCACCGCCCGCUGCCGGUCCCUCGGUUUCGGGAGCCGCGGUGGGGGUCCCGGGGGUCCUGGUAGCGGUGGGGGGUCAGGGACCACCAAACUUGUGCGAGAAGCACCAGGAACCCCUCAAGCUUUUCUGCGAGGUGGACGAACAAGCCAUCUGCGUGGUGUGCAGGGAGUCGCGGAGCCACAAGCAUCACAGCGUCGUCCCUCUCGAGGAGGUCGUGCAGGAUUACAAGAACAAACUCCAGAGCCACCUGGAGCCGCUGAAGAAGAAGCUGGAUGCGGUCCUGAAGCAGAAAUCCAAUGAGGAGGAGAAGAUCACGGAGCUGAGGGACAAGAUGAAGCUGGAAAUCAAGGAAUUUGAGUCGGACUUUGAGCUGCUGCACCAGUUCCUCAUUGGGGAACAGGUCCUGCUCUUACACCAGCUGGAGGAACGCUAUGAGAGCUUGCUGGCCCGUCAGAGCAGCAACAUCAGCCAGCUGGAAGAGCAGAGCGCUGCCCUCAGCCGGCUCAUCGCCGAGGCGGAGGACAAGAGCAAGCAGGAUGGGCUGCAACUGCUUAAGGACAUCAAAGGCACUUUUAUCAGAUGCGAGAACAUCAAAUUCCAGGAGCCCGAGAUGGUGCCGGUGGACGUGGGGAAAAAAUAUCGCAACUACUUUCUGCAGGACGUGGUGAUGAGGAAGAUGGAGAAAGUCUUCAGUAAAGUCCCUCAAGCCGACGUGACCCUGGACCCCGACACAGCCCACCCUCGCCUGAGCCUCUCCCUGGACCGACGCAGCGUCAAACUGGGCGAACGACGCCAGGAUCUACCGGACAACCCCAAACGUUUCGAUUCGGAUUAUUGUGUGCUGGGUUCCCAGGGCUUCACCACCGGCCGUCAUUACUGGGAGGUAGAGGUGGGAGGCCGACGAGGUUGGGCGGUGGGCGCAGCCCGCGAAACAGCUCGUCGCAAAGAGAAGACGACGGGUCCUCACCAGAAACGAGAGAUUUGGUGCGUGGGCACCAACGGGAAGAAGUACCAGGCGUUGACGGCCACGGAGCAGACGGCCCUGUCGCCCAGCGAACGGCCCCGACGCUUCGGCGUCUACCUGGACUACGAGCGGGGUCAGCUCUGUUUCUACAACGCCGAAAGCAUGACCCACAUCCACACCUUCAACGCCUCCUUCCACGAGCGCAUCUUCCCGUUUUUUCGCAUUUUGGCCAAGGGCACCCGCAUCAAAAUUUGCGCCUGACUGGCAACUCCCUCGCCCUCCCUGCCGGUCACCUCUUCCUAUGCCGGAUCUGGCCUUGCACACAGCCACGCUCUUUUCCCCCCAGCCCCUGCCUCCCCUCAAUCCCUCGGAUCCCGGUUUUUGGGAUCCAACGCUGCACUUGUCGUCUUGUACCUGCUUGCUCACCCCAACCUCCUGCCAGCUCCUCCCCAGGAUCUCGCUGCCGUGCCGAUGAGAAGCCGGUUUGGUUUGGGACGGGGAUGGAGCCGCCUCAGAAGUGUUUUUCACUUUGGCUCCUGCUGCAAGGAGCUUCUCUCCCCCUUUUCCCAGUCGACACCUAAAGCUUUCCAGCUUUCCACUUGUUUUCCACCCACAGUUGAGUUUUGAGGUGCGUUUCGGCUCCCUUCAGACAGGGGGGUCCAUAUGUUGGGGGGGAGCGAGUGCUCUUGGCUUCUUGAAACUCCCGUCAGUCAUCUUCCCAAAAAUCAUCGGCUUUCGUAUCCCAGUUGCGCCAAGGUGCCUGCGAUCUCUUGGGAUUCACCUUUUGAGCAUUUUCAGACCCAAGUUGGGUGUUCGGACCUGGAGUCAGACCUGUUUUGACCUGCAAUCUGUUCUUUCCUCGCCUUCCCUCUCAUUUUUUUUUUUGUGGGGGUGGGGGGUGUCUCUGAUCUAACACCCCCCUCCCCGCCAUUCCCUUCGUAACCAUUAUCUUGUGGGCCUGGCACUUUAUUGGGGGCUGAGGAGGGUGCAAAGAGCUGGUCUCCUCCUCCAGAGCCGGAACGUCCCAGCCAUGGGGGUAGGAACUGGCCUCCUGUUUUCCCCUUGCAGCUUGAGAGCUCUCAGAGAUGGGGGUAUUUAUUUUCUCUUCCCUGCCCCCCCCCUUUAUUUUGUUUUCUCGGCUGCUGUUGAGUUUCCAGCUGAAUCCUGUCCCACUCGAGAGACUCUUGACCGCACCAGUUGUGUUUUAUUCUUCUUUUUGUUGGUGGAUUGGUAUUUUUUUUUUUUUCCUGUUGGCAUUACAGAGCUAGUUCAAAAUAUUUUUGGCUAAAAUGAGAAUUAAAUGGAGAUUUAGUUUUAUGAAAUGUUAAGAAAUAAUAAUAAAGAAUAAGGUUGUAAA